This is a messenger RNA of Pistacia vera, 881 nucleotides long. Its product is annotated as high mobility group B protein 1-like. The record is from RefSeq and is a predicted model, not a curated record. The transcript has 8 exons. The coding region runs from base 173 to 688 and encodes 171 amino acids. Lineage: Eukaryota; Viridiplantae; Streptophyta; Magnoliopsida; Sapindales; Anacardiaceae.
AAUGUCGCUUUGACCCCACUUCGCCACGUGCCACUUCACUUGGCUUCCUCGCAAAUAUCUUCUUGGCAUCUCUCUGCGUUCUGCUUUACUCUUUGUCAUCAAAUAGAGGGAUAGACUGCUCUGCUUUUGUGUUCCUCAUUCUUUUCUACUGGUAUAUCACCUUCCGUGUACCAUGAAGGUUACCAAGGGCAAAGGGGUAUUGAAGAAGGAAAGAAAGGAAGUAUUGAAGCCUGUUGAGGACAGAACGCUAGGAAAGCGAAAGGCUGCACUGAAGGCUGUUAAGAGUAGCAACAAACGAACCAAGAAUGCUAUACCAGCUAAGAAAGACCCCAACAAACCAAAGAGGCCUCCUAGUGCUUUCUUUGUUUUCCUAGAAGAGUUCAGGAAGGUUUACAAACAAGAGCAUCCCAACAUAAAAGCUGUCUCGGCUGUGGGGAAAGCUGGGGGAGAGAAGUGGAAAUCCUUGACUGAUUCAGAAAAAGCUCCAUAUGAAGCAAAAGCAGCAAAAAGGAAAUCAGAGUAUGAAAAGCUUAUGAUAGCCUACAACAAGAAACAGGAAAGUACUGAUGAUGACGAUGAUGGUGAAGAAGAAGAAGAACAGGAGUCUGAAAAGUCAAAACCUGAGUUGCAUGAUGAUUAUGAAGAGGAAGAGGAGGAAGAUGAAGAAGAUGAUGAGGACGAGGAUUGAAAUUGAUGGUACUGUUUUAAGAUUUAAGUUCCAUAUGGUUUAUGGGGCCGAAAUUCUGGAGUUUGUAUGAUCAUAAUGCGUGUAACUAGUCUUCUAAUUGCAGAGUUUCAACUCUUGGUUUACUAUUAAUAGUUGUGUAAGGUUGCUCGUCUAUACCUUCUAUUUAAAUAAAACAUAAUCUUGUACAACCAAA